AGGGAUAUGACAUCCCACUGCCAAAGAUUUCUUGUUAUAACUCAUCUCAGAGUACCAUUUUACUUACCAUUACUUUUCUCUGAUCAUACAAGUCAUGGGUUUUCGCUUGCCUGGGAUUGUUAAUGCUAAGCAAAUCCUGCAGCAAGUGCGCAAGGGUGCAGAGGCCAAAAAUGUACCAAAAGGCUAUUUUUCUGUUUAUGUGGGCGAAGUCCAGAAGAAGCGAUUUGUGGUUCCAAUCUCAUACUUGAAGAACCCUUCAUUCCAGAACUUGUUGAGCCAGGCUGAAGAAGAGUUCGGGUUUGAUCAUCCAAUGGGUGGUCUCACAAUCCCCUGCACAGAAGAAGCCUUUAUUGAUCUUACUAGCAGUUGGAACUGCUCAUGAGAGGGGAAGAAGUUAUGCAAAUGGCUAGUCAGUAGGACAUGUAAUUUCUAACGCCAUUGACUUGUAAUCCAGUCUCUCCAAUUUUGAAUUAGGAGAACUGGGUUGUUUCAUUUCCUCACAUUGUAAAUUGUUCUAUACAGUUUUCUGUAUAGAAAGUUGAGAGUCAAAUUUCUCCAUACAAAACAUUUAAACAGAAUCUCUUGGUUUUCUUCUUUCUCAUUGAUUUUGUUUCCCCUGGUCUUCUUACAUAAGUAGUCACCGAGUAUAUGCACAUGAAAUUUGAGAAGAGUAACAAAAAAAUCCCAGAAGUUUAGGCCUGCUUGAUGGAUUUUAGCUCCGUCACUGCAGAUACUGAUGUGCAUAUGCCUGUCAUAAAUAUUUGGGCAGAAUAUGUUCAUUUUCCACUUAUGUCAACCAAAAUCUAAAUCUUCAGUCCCGGAUUUGCUUUUCAAUUACCAUGGUCAGUGAAUAAACCAACUGUGGGCAUCGGGAUCUUGUUUCUUCCUUUCUUUUUAUCAUCAAUCUUCUCGCUUUCCCCAUUCCUUGUAGCUAUUAAAGCUAGAGGCUUAGCUUACUCUAUUCAAGACUACAUUUGGAAACUACUUACAGAUCAACCAGGCAUUAUGGGGUUAGGCCUGUUUUUCUUCCUACGUCUGUUCAGCAUCAUUGUAUAGAAAGGCAACAAAAAUUAGGGAAAAGUAGCAAGCUGCCAGAUUGUCAUUUCAUUGUGAUAAUAUAAUCCAUUUGACUUUCAUCCAGGUAUUAAAAUUGGUCCAACUGCGAGUGGAACUAGUAGGAAACAUUUCAUGUGCUCUUCACAAGGGUCUGUUGCAAGCUGGUGUACUAAAGCAGCUCAGUGCCAGUGAUUUUUGUUGAUGAUAUGUUGU
Molecule: messenger RNA, 1269 nt
Organism: Vitis riparia (riverbank grape)
Lineage: Eukaryota; Viridiplantae; Streptophyta; Magnoliopsida; Vitales; Vitaceae
Product: auxin-induced protein 15A-like
Exons: 1
Coding region: 95-382 (95 amino acids)
Biological process (GO): response to auxin
Source: RefSeq, a predicted model, not a curated record